Molecule: messenger RNA, 2802 nt
Organism: Pogonomyrmex barbatus (red harvester ant)
Lineage: Eukaryota; Metazoa; Arthropoda; Insecta; Hymenoptera; Formicidae
Product: 2-oxoglutarate dehydrogenase, mitochondrial-like
Biological process (GO): tricarboxylic acid cycle
Cellular component (GO): mitochondrion; oxoglutarate dehydrogenase complex
Molecular function (GO): oxoglutarate dehydrogenase (succinyl-transferring) activity; thiamine pyrophosphate binding
Source: RefSeq, a predicted model, not a curated record
UUACUACUAAUUAUAUUUCCAAAUAAAUGCUUAAUAGGAUCAUUAUUUUCGAAAGAGCCUGUUCGAGGGAAGUCGGAUAAUCAGUUGCAGGGGGAUCAAUAUAUAAGCGGUGCACUUGAUAUUAAUUCUACGAUCCGAGCUUAUCAAACACGUGGCCAUUUGAUAGCCAAUACCGAUCCGUUGGGUAUACAGAACUCCGAGUCGGCAAAACUUCAGGGCAGCGCGAAUCUGCCACCUGCGAUCGUGGUGCGACAACAUCUCAAAGGCAUGACGGAGGCAGACAUGGACAGAGAAUUUCCUCUUGGGUCUCUAACCGUUAUUGGAGGCGACAAGAGGAAAUUGACGCUACGGGAGAUACUGAAGAGGCUCAAUAAGAUCUACUGUGGUCAUCUAGGCCUCGAAUAUACAUACAUUCACGAUCUUAAUAUGUUAGACUGGUUGAGGCAAAAAUUUGAGAUACCAGGCGCCUGGGAAUUGCCGGCGGAGCAUCGAAAGUGGAUUUGGAUGAAUAUUAUGAGAGCUGUGAGUUUUGAGAAUUUUUUAGCAAAAAAGUACGGGACGGAAAAGAGAUUUGGAUUAGAAGGUUGCGAAUCGUUUAUACCGGCGAUGGCGGAAUGCAUGGAAACAUCGGCGUUAAAUGGAGUCGAAACUGUAGUAAUUGGUAUGGCGCAUCGCGGUCGUUUGAAUACCUUAGUGAACAUCUGCUUAAAACCAAUGAGUCAGGUGCUCACUCAGUUCAAUCCGAUUUCUUUGGAAGGAUUCGGUUCUGGUGAUGUAAAAUACCAUCUCGGGACGCACUCAGAAAAAUUAUUAGAAAGAACUAAAAAAAAAAUGCUUGUCGCCAUAAUGGCGAACUCCUCUCAUCUAGAAGCAAUUGAUCCGGUGAUUGUCGGUCGUGUUCGUGCCGAGCAAGUUGCGAAAGGUGAUUCUAAACAUGGUAAAAGAUCGUUGGCUAUACUAGUUCAUGGUGAUGCCGCUUUUUCCGGCCAAGGUGUCGUUUACGAAACAAUGCAUCUCACCAAUCUACCAGAGUAUACAACGGGUGGCGUUAUACAUCUCGUAAUUAAUAAUCAAAUUGGUUUUACAACCGACCCACGAUAUUCACGAUCUAGUGUUCAUUGUACGGAUGUUGCACGUGUUGUUAAUGCUCCUAUUUUUCAUAUACAUGCCGACGAUCCCGAUUUAGCGACUUAUUGCAGCAAAGUGGCCAGCGAAUAUCGGGCUACUUUUCAUAAUGAUGUAGUGUUAGAUAUCGUUGGAUAUCGAAGAAGUGGGCACAAUGAAAUGGACGAGCCAAUGUUAACUCAGCCACUCAUGUAUAAACGAAUAAAAGAACAUCCCAGUGUUCUGUCGAUAUAUUCCGAUAAAUUAUUGAAAGAGGGCGUGAUAACGCAAGCUUUUGCAAAUGAGGAAAUCGAAAAAUAUAUAAGUCAUUGCGAGGAAGAAUUCAGGAAAGCACAAACUAUUAGCACGAUGCAAAUGAGCGACUGGUACGACGUACCCUGGACCGAAUUCUUUUCAAAUCAAACUCCGCAAAAUAAAAUACCCUCGACCGGUAUUGACAUCGCAACUAUUAAGACAAUAUGCAAUGCUAUAUCUACUCCUCCAAAAGACAUCGAGGCGCAUCUUCAAGUACUAAGGGCAAUGGACAGACGAGCAAAACUCAUGGAGUCUCGACAGAUAGAUUGGGCAAUGGGGGAAUGUCUGGCUUUCCUCAGCCUAUUGAAGGAAGGUUACCAUGUCAGAUUAUCCGGACAAGACGUUGAGCGUGGCACCUUUACUCAACGAAUACAUAUUAUCCAUGAUCAAAGCAAAGACAAGACCUAUAAAAAUAUUUUGCGCGAUGUUUUUCCGAGACAGGCUCUGUAUACUGUCUCAAAUUCCUCGUUGUCAGAAUAUGGUGUAUGCGGAUUCGAAUUGGGAUACUCGGCAUAUCAUCACAAUACUCUGACACUCUGGGAAGCGCAAUUCGGCGAUUUUGCUAAUACCUGUCAAGUUAUAUUAGAUUGUCUGUUAUGUUCUGGACAAGCCAAAUGGGGCAGACAGGUAGGAUUGGUAUUGUUACUGCCACACGGUAUGGAGGCUCAGGGGCCGGAACAUUCAUCCGCCAGAUUAGAAAGAUUUCUUCAGCUGUGCGACGACGAGUGUACUCACGUGCCCGGAAAAGAGCCCGGUGCUCGCGUUGGUGAGACUGUCGAGCAAAUCAUGACAAGACAGCUUUUCGAGAUAAAUUGGAUCGUCUGUUAUCCUUCGACACCUGCCAAUCUUUUUCAUCUUUUGCGUCGGCAAAUGUUAAUGCCAUUCCGCAAGCCGUUGGUAAUUAUGACUCCCAAAUCAUUGCUACGUCAUCCAAUGACGAUAUCAAAUUUUGAGGAGAUGGGACCAGGUACGAGUUUUAUGCACGUAUUACCGGAUCCUUUCGUAAAGCCCGGAAAUGUGAAGAAGGUGUUGCUCUGUACUGGGAAAGUAUACUACGACUUGGUUAUCGAGCGGCAAGAACGACAAUUGGAAGAUAAGAUAGCGAUUAUUAGAAUCGAACAACUCUGCCCCUUUCCGUAUCAUCUGUUUGCAGAAGAAAUGGUGAAAUAUCCGCGAGCAAAAAUCAUGUGGUUGCAAGAGGAACAUAAGAAUCAAGGUGCUUAUUAUUACGUGAGAGAUAGGAUAGCCUUGGCCUUGGGCAUUCCAAUAGAAGAGAUAAAAUAUAGCGGUCGUCCUUCUUCAGCUGCACCAGCAACCGGCAGCAAGAUUAUUCAUAAAAAUGAGUAUAAUAAUAUGAUAGCAACCGCGCUUAGUCUUGAUUAA